AUGAACACGAUCCAUCAGUUUGGGGCGCUCGUGAGGUUUUUGUUCCGCUUCGCUAACCUUAGCUUCCAGGCCAAGAUGUUCUGUCACGGCGUGGACGACGGGACCCUGCAGCCAAUCCUCCAGAUGCAGCACGAGGAUCUCGAGGAAUUCCAAAGGAUGAGCAAGGGAAAGCACCGAGAAAACGAACCGCCCGACUUUGAGCUUGCCAAAGACUGCUAUAAGUCGGAGCUGGCAUCCCAAGCCCAGCUCGUCGCGGACAGAUGUAUGUCUAAGAGCAUCGCACGAGCCAUCCAGACCGACAGUGAAGUCAUCAGUGCUCUCGUAGCGCAAGAGAAGCAGGCGCAGAGAGACAGAGAAGCGGCUCUAGGUGUAAGCCGUGGGGGAGUCGUCGGCGAGGAUGGCACGAACGAUGUAGAGGUUGUUGUAGGAGAGACGCCCUGCCUGGAUGAUGAGCUCUUGGGAAAGCUCAAGACAUUCAACGAAUCUGCAGGAAGCACUGCCGAUGAAGAACGCGACGAAGACGACACACUGAUGCAACCAGAGUCAUCCUCGUGGGCCGAUUCACGAGCGCAUUCCAACCAGGCCACAAGCGAUGGCGAGAGAAAGCGAAGAGAGUGUAUUUGCUGCUUGAACCAGCAUGACUUUACUGACGUUGCAUGCUGUCCGUGCGGCCACGAGUACUGCCGUACCUGCCUUGAGGCACUCGUCGAGAUGUCUCUUACCGACGAGUCUCUAUUCCCGCCCAGAUGCUGCAGCAAAUCGAUCCCGAUUGAGGACAACCGAACCUUCCUCCCAUCGAAACUGAUUGGGCAGUUUCGGGCCAAGGCGCUGGAGUUCUUGACGCCCGACAGAACAUACUGUCAUCUGGCGACCUGUUCAACCUUGUCCCCAAAGAGUUCAUCAGGGACGACAUCGCCACCUGCCCCAAGUAACUGUGGGCAGGACACGGCUACCCAAAGCCUGCUCCAACUCGCCAACAAGAACGGCUGGCAGCGAUGCUAUGGUUGUCGCCGAUUCGUAGAGCUGGUCACCGGUUGCUACCACAUGACUUGUCGCUGCGGAGCUCAGUUUUGCUACCUUUGCGGUAAAAAAUGGAAAACCUGCAAAUGUGCCCAUUGGAACAAGGAGAGGCUCUUCGCUCGCGCCAACGUCAUCGUGAACCGCGACGCAAACAUUCCAGUGCUGCAACCCCAGCAAUUGGCCCGGCGGAUGGAGAGGGAGGUGCAAAACCUCCUUACUGGGCCAAGCGCUCAGCCCCGGGCGAGUGCGAGGAGUGCCACGACUACAUGCCCCGUUUCAUCUUGGAAUGCGUGCAAUGUCGAAUUCGAGCUUGUCAAAGGUGCAGGCACAAUCGACUUGCGUAACUAA
Messenger RNA from Colletotrichum destructivum, 1368 nucleotides. Its product is annotated as Putative Zinc finger, RING-type, E3 ubiquitin ligase RBR family, TRIAD. The transcript has 3 exons. The record is from RefSeq and is a predicted model, not a curated record. The coding region runs from base 1 to 1368 and encodes 455 amino acids. Gene Ontology annotation, biological process: positive regulation of proteasomal ubiquitin-dependent protein catabolic process; protein polyubiquitination; ubiquitin-dependent protein catabolic process. Gene Ontology annotation, cellular component: ubiquitin ligase complex; cytoplasm. Gene Ontology annotation, molecular function: ubiquitin conjugating enzyme binding; ubiquitin protein ligase activity. NCBI's taxonomy places the organism in Eukaryota, Fungi, Ascomycota, Sordariomycetes, Glomerellales, Glomerellaceae.